This is a messenger RNA of Dentiscutata erythropus, 129 nucleotides long. Lineage: Eukaryota; Fungi; Glomeromycota; Glomeromycetes; Diversisporales; Gigasporaceae. The record is from the annotation of a GenBank genome assembly.
AUGGCUUUGAUGGAUACUAUGAUUAUAUUUAAAUAUCUUAGUUAUUUUGAUGUGGAUAUCUUUUGUAUCAGAAGACAAAGAUAUCAAUAUAUCAAAGAAGACAGACCUCUUACAAAAGAUUUUCUCUAA